Triticum aestivum (bread wheat) is the source of this 680-nucleotide messenger RNA. RefSeq lists its product as uncharacterized. The coding region runs from base 113 to 541 and encodes 142 amino acids. The transcript is spliced from 3 exons. The record is from RefSeq and is a predicted model, not a curated record. Lineage: Eukaryota; Viridiplantae; Streptophyta; Magnoliopsida; Poales; Poaceae.
UAUAAUGGAAACUUGGGAAAGAGAAGGGGAUCAGAAGAGGAUUUGGAACAUCCAACAUACCCGGCGGCUAGAACAACGAAACUGGGAGAUCUUCUCGUCGAGUAGAUAAUCGAUGGCGUCGGCGCUUCGUUUCGCGGCGAGAAAGAUGUGCAGCCGCGUCCUUCAGCGAGCACCGCAUCCGUAUUUGUCGGCGAGCGCCUCAGCGGCCGUCAAGGAGGGACAGCGGCGGAUCGGCCAUGCCGGGAGCUCCCUUCGCCGAUUUUGCUCCUCAGGAUCACCUAAUCUUGUUAAUAACACCAAGCAUGGAGUGCAAUCAGCCGCGGAAUCAGCUUCGUUCAUCAGUAAUGCGGAAUACACACCAUGGUGGUCAGAUAAUCACCCUAAGUUUCUACGCAACAUAUUUCUGUAUACAGUCGCGGUGUCUACAGGAAGCGUUGCAACGCUCUAUGCGGUGGCCCGUAUACAUGGGGGGCCAUUAUUCAGGGAAGCAUUAGGAUUGGAGCCUAAUCCAAGCAACAAGGAUGAUCGACAGUCAGAUUAACAUGCUCUGUUUCAACUAGAUCUAUAAACGUUGUGUCGUUAUGUGCUUGCUUAUAUUAGUAUUUGUAUUGACUAUGAUGACGCUUUGGGCUGCUUCAGUGUAUUGACUGUUGAAUAAUGUAUAUGGGCGUGUGUUGAGA